Molecule: messenger RNA, 2776 nt
Organism: Perca fluviatilis (European perch)
Lineage: Eukaryota; Metazoa; Chordata; Actinopteri; Perciformes; Percidae
Gene: rpia
Product: ribose 5-phosphate isomerase A (ribose 5-phosphate epimerase)
Exons: 9
Coding region: 97-948 (283 amino acids)
Biological process (GO): pentose-phosphate shunt, non-oxidative branch; D-ribose metabolic process
Cellular component (GO): intracellular membrane-bounded organelle
Molecular function (GO): ribose-5-phosphate isomerase activity
Source: RefSeq, a predicted model, not a curated record
CUGCGCAGAUAACCGCAGAUCUCCAAGUCGUUAGAUUCCUGGUGCGGAAGAAGUGUGCCCUGUCUGACGUCUGACCGUCUCUUCGGGGGCCGGGUCAUGAAACUUCAGGGGUGGGUCUCCUUCGGUACCUUGGCAGCUGGAGUUCUCUCUUCAGCAUCCUUGAGGCUGGUGGCUCUCAGCAGCAGCAGCAGCAGCAGCCAGAAACACGUGUGUCUGUUCAGUCGCUCCGUCGCGAACAACAUGGCAGAGGAAGCGAAGAAACUGGCAGCUUACGCCGCGGUGGAUAACCACGUCCAGAACAACCAGGUGGUUGGAGUGGGCAGCGGAUCAACCAUUGUCUAUGCUGUGGACAGAUUAGCUGAGAGAGUGCGUCAGGAGAAACUCAACAUCGUGUGUGUGCCCACCUCUUUCCAGGCUCGUCAGCUGAUUCUGCAGCACGGCCUGGCGCUGUCGGAUCUGGACAGGCACCCAGAGCUGGACGUGGCGAUUGACGGCGCAGACGAGGUGGACGCAGACCUCACGCUGAUAAAAGGCGGCGGCGGCUGCCUGACUCAGGAGAAGAUCGUCGCCGGCUGUGCCAAACAUUUCGUUGUCGUUGCUGACUACAGGAAGGACUCCAAGGCUCUGGGCCAGCAGUGGAAAAAGGGAGUUCCUAUUGAGGUGAUACCCAUGGCAUACGUCCCCGUCUCCAGGACGAUAGCCAAGCGCUUUGGAGGGGAGGCCAACUUACGGAUGGCUGUCAGUAAAGCAGGUCCUGUGGUCACUGACAACAGUAACUUCAUCCUGGACUGGAAGUUUGAGGACGCCAAGAACUGGAAGGAAGUCAACACCGCAAUCAAGAUGAUUCCAGGCGUGGUGGAGACUGGGCUUUUCGUCGGCAUGGCUGAACGAGCCUACUUUGGGAUGGAGGAUGGAAGCGUGCAGGUUCGAGAUCCUCCCGUCAACUGAAGAGUUUGCCAUGUUCACGGUCGUCCCUCCUCCCGAAUGACCUCACUUUUACCCACAAGUGCCGUGUUUAUGAUUUACACCUGGUCUCAGACUGUGUUUGGACAGAGCUGCACCUCCUGCAGAACUGGACCAAACUGUAGCUGGGCUGUUUUCGCUCAUCUCAAAGCCAGAUACAAUUGAGGAUCACUUGGUUUUUCUCAUCCUGCAGGUGAUGCGUCUGACACUGUGAGUUUUAAAGUGCCUGAUGAGUAAAAUCAAGUGCAUCUGAUAUGCUUAGUGUUUUUAUUUUUUUUUUUUUUCUUCAGUCUGUAUUGUUCAGUUUGGCUGCCUGGUCUCACUGGGAAUGUUGGCUCUCCCUGUGAUUAGCAGGUUUGACUAAAUGUCUGCUAAGUACUGUGAAUCACUGCAGUGCCGCAGAAUGAAACUAAGGUGUGCCUUGAGAUUAUAUUUUCAGUUCUAUCAAAAGAAAUGAUGCUAUUCAAGUUACAUUCAAAAGUUUAUAAUCACACGUCAAACUAUUGCCAUCUGCUACUGUAGGCUGCUGCAAAUAACCGAAGUCCACUCGUCAAGUGAAGGCUCAAGACAUUGUAAGCCGUCAGAAAGCUGAUAUGCCUUGAAGUCAUUUUGUUUCAUUAAAUCACAGAAAGAGGAGUAAUAUGAACUAUAUUCGAUAACAUCAAGACUUUACAGAAUUAAUUUCUGUAAUUAAUAUUCUAAUUUAAACUGGAAAAAAAGCUCCAAAAAUGAAUGAGAUCUUCAGUCAUGAUAUGGGAGUUCUUCUCCCUGGCUGUUGUAUUUUAGCAUAUGAUGGCCACGGACCAAACGAUUUCUUGGGAGAGGACCGACCUUAGGAAAAACCUAACCCCGUCAAAAAGCCCAAUAUUCGGCCGAAGCCAAACCCUGGAUUCGGUGCAUGCCUAAUUUAAUUUUAAAUGUAGCUAUAGAGUGACGUGUAGAACGUUUUGAGGUAAUGAUGAUGGGCACUUGUGCUAUAAAAUGGUCACAGUUAAUUGCUAACUGAUGUAGCUCAAAUCGGAACCAACAGCAACACAAGUACAUUGUAUGUGCCUUGGCAGCCUGUUUUAUUCAGAUGUAGCCAGAUUCAUUGAUUAUGUAGCUGGUCCUAUUGUUGGAACACUGUCACUCAGAAUCAGUGCUAAAUUAGGAUAAAAACUGCAUCAUCAGGUUUUAGGAAAGAUAUUUCAAUAUAUAAAUGUAUCAAAUGCAGCAUUUAAAGACAAUAGAUAAAUCCAUAAGGUAAUUAGUGUCCGGCUCCCAAAAAAACCCGCGAACAUAUGUCAUGUUUCAUGAGGUCAUUUAAACAUGUUGAAGUCUUAAAAAAAACGGGAACAACCAUCAUUUGUUAAAAACUUGUGAUAGUUUUUUUUACAGAUGCUUGAUAUAUUUCACUUUGGAAUGCAGCUGUUGUUCUUUUGGCUCACAAUGCCUUAAAAUUAAUUUUUGUGUGUUUAUUCUUUUGUAUGUACACCUCUCUGAGUGACUCAGGAGAACAUCUGUGAAAUGUAAAUGCAAAUUUGUCUACAAGCCACUGUUAUUAGGUACCGGGCAUCAGUUCUAUUAGUCUUCUACUAUUAGAGGUGAAUUCUACUCUUCUAAAUCAAAUGGAACUGGAUGCAUUUGAGGAUGUAUCUGCUUCAGUGGUGUGUAGACAAAGCGAAAGUUAACUGAGAAUAUAUGGCCCAGUUUGGGUCCGAUACAAGUUGUUGUAGACCUCUUAUUCCUUUCUUUACUAAUUCACUGUGAUAAUCAUUUUUGCUGUGAAGGUGCUCUUUUGUUUGUCAACCAAUACAUAACUGUAAUGAGAAAA